CUGUUUAAAAAUUGAUUUACGUCACUGCCCCUGCAGGCUGCAAACAAGCCUAGUGCUCGGUUGCGAAUAAACAAAAGAGAGUCAAACCCCGACAGCGAACUGUGACGACAACAAGGCUUGCAUAAUGAAAAUCUGGACGUCGGAACACAUAUUCAACCACCCAUGGGAGACGGUUACACAGGCGGCAUGGCGGAAAUAUCCCAAUCCCAUGACGCCCUCAAUAAUUGGGACUGACGUAGUCGAGCGCCAAGUCAUCGACGGCGUUCUGCACACACAUCGCCUCGUUCAAUCCAAAUGGUAUUUCCCGAAGUGGACGCACGCGCUGAUAGGCACCGCAAAGUCGUGCUUUGCCAGCGAACGCUCGACGGUGGAUCCAAAAACCAGGCAGAUGGUGCUGAAGACAAAUAAUCUCACAUUCUGCCGGAACAUUAGCGUCGACGAGGUGCUUUACUACGAACCACAUCCCGCAGAUGCCAGCAAAACGCUGCUGAAACAGGAGGCCACAGUAACUGUCCACGGCGUGCCGCUAUCGCACUACAUGGAAGACUUACUCACAUCCACGAUUAGCUCAAACGCUGGCAAGGGACGCCAAGGCUUGGAAUGGGUGAUCGGACUGAUCAACACUGAGGUUAAAGGUAUUGCUGAGUCAGCCGCACGGGGAACAGAUGAGCUGAUAUGCACUACGAGGCGCUCCAUUGACGAAGUCACAGAAAGUGCCAGAAAGGGCAUGGAUGAGAUCAGCGUGCAGGCAUCCAAGGCGGCAAAAGCGAUGCACAUAACAUAGGUUUCGAUGCAGGGGCUGUCAAGUAAAGCAAUUUUAUUGUAACCGCAAGAUACGCUGUUUUUUUAGUACAAUUCGAUUGUUUCUUCGAAUUCCAUGAUAUAUUUUAUACAACACACAAUUGUUAUCAGUCUUGAACUGAAAUUGAUAAGAUUGGCGGGCAUAGACUACCACAUCCGUGCGAAUAGAAUAGGAGCUGCAAUGCAACAAUCCACUAAAAACCUAUACUGUCAAACUAUUUAUUCAAAUCAAUUUAAGUCUAAGGUUUAUAAAAUGCCACAGCAAACAUGGGAGGAGAAGAGCAAACAUUAAAAGCGACAAUUUGCAUACAAAUGCGUUUCAAGUUCAAA
This is a messenger RNA of Drosophila persimilis, 1131 nucleotides long. It is a transcript of the gene slmo, whose product is annotated as protein slowmo. Bases 125 to 784 code for a protein of 219 amino acids. The record is from RefSeq and is a predicted model, not a curated record. Gene Ontology annotation, biological process: phospholipid transport. Gene Ontology annotation, molecular function: phosphatidic acid transfer activity. Lineage: Eukaryota; Metazoa; Arthropoda; Insecta; Diptera; Drosophilidae. Gene Ontology annotation, cellular component: mitochondrial intermembrane space. The transcript has a single exon.